GUGCAUUUCUCCUUGCUCGAAGGGCACUGAGUGCCUAGAACACUACAGCCAGCGAUGGGAACCACAUGUUGCUGCGAGCGCUCACAGCGAGAAACAGCAAUCGAGGAACCGCAGGCAGUCCUUAGAUCAGAUGAGGCGCAGCUUGGCGAGGUGUUGUGCGCUGCUGAAGAGCUGCUGGCUGGACUGAGCAUGUGGCAACGCAACUGGUGCACGCCAGAGGUAUUGCGCAUCUAUUUGCAUGGCCGCAAGGGCGACGUAAACGCCGCUGCUGAAAUUUUGGCCAACACGCUGAAGUGGCGGGAGCAGUAUCAGGACCUUCUCAGCGGGAGCCGAGUCCCAAUGUGGCAGGGAGACUUUCGAGUCUUGACAACGGCUGAAGAUGGGCACCCACUCCUAUACCUGUGUUGCAGGCAUCAAACCCACGCGUUCAACGUAUCAGAUACCUUGGACCAUGUUGCAGUUGUCUUGGAGACUGCAGUGAAGAGUAUGCCACCCCUUGUCCAGCAGAUGGACGUGGUCGUGGACUGCCACAGCUUCACAUUGAGAUACAAUCUGGAUCCACGGGCCGUGAUUGGUAUUGCCGAGCUGCUCAGACAACCCUAUCGUGAUAGACUCAGGACUGUGAUGAUGGUGGAUGCGCCAGCAAUGAUCCAGCCUGUUUGGAGCAUUGUACAGCCAUUGCUGCCACCUGCCACGCAAAGAAAGUUUCGAUUUCUUGAAGCAGAUGAAGCAGAGCAGGCUAUCGAGGAGCUUCAAGGUGCUGAGUCAGCCGCCAUCUUGCGGCACGUGAUGCAAGGCAACCGUGCUGCCGGGCAGCCACCAAAGCCACAAGUGCCAAGCGAGAUUGGUAUUAAAGGUGGCUCCAUCUUGCAGACACCAAACAGUCACAUGAGUUUGAAAAGCAUCGACAAGGAUGAGGAGGGUCAUAGAUGUUCCACCCUGGCCAAACCAGUGGGGACAUAUGUGCAGCCUACUUCCCGGAGCCUUUGCCACUGCCGGCGUCGUGCUGGGCCAAAGUGAGUGGAACAUCCCAUUUAGCUUCGAGUGUCUAUGGCCGUUCGAAGGCCUAUCUUUAGGGCCGAUACCGGUAUCUUGAUGUGAUGGUCGUGAUUUGUUUAGUUUAGUUCAUUAUUGUCCUAUCUUAAGAUACCUCACUCAAGCACAGUAUUUCG
This is a messenger RNA of Durusdinium trenchii, 1172 nucleotides long. Lineage: Eukaryota; Dinophyceae; Suessiales; Symbiodiniaceae. The record is from the annotation of a GenBank genome assembly.